AUGAAUAUAGACGUCUGUCUUGAAAUUCUUCUUCUUCUUCCCUCCUACUCCUCCGUCCCUCCUUCUCCUCCUUCCCUCCUCCUCCUCCUCCUCAUUCCCUCCUCCUCCUCCUUCCCUCCUCCUCCUUUUUGUUCUUCUUCCCUCCUCCUCCUCCUUCUCCUCCUCCUCCCCUUCUUCUUCUUUUUCAUCUCCCCCCUUCUUCUUCUUUUUCAUCUCCCCCCUUCUUCUUCUUCUUUUUCAUCUCCCCCUUCUUCUUCUUCUUCUUCUUCUUCUUCUCUCAUCCUCCUUCUUUUUCCUCUUCUUCUCUCCCCCAUCCUCCUCCUCCUUUUCUUCUUGAAGAGAUAUACGGAGAGGAAGAAUUUAAAGCGUGGGUUAAUUAAACAAAAUUCCCUUCUUAAAGAAAUAGAAAGGAAUAAACCUUUGUUCGUUCGUUUUUCUUCUCUUUUAGAGUGA
Messenger RNA from Acanthosepion pharaonis, 453 nucleotides. The record is from the annotation of a GenBank genome assembly. Lineage: Eukaryota; Metazoa; Mollusca; Cephalopoda; Sepiida; Sepiidae.